Ctenocephalides felis (cat flea) is the source of this 3313-nucleotide messenger RNA. Its product is annotated as dyslexia-associated protein KIAA0319-like protein. Gene Ontology annotation, cellular component: plasma membrane; cytoplasmic vesicle. The coding region runs from base 96 to 3182 and encodes 1028 amino acids. The transcript has 15 exons. The record is from RefSeq and is a predicted model, not a curated record. Lineage: Eukaryota; Metazoa; Arthropoda; Insecta; Siphonaptera; Pulicidae.
GCAGAAACAAAUAAAAUUAUAAGAAACCAUCUGUCAGAGUUAAAAAUAUAAUUAAUUUAUAUGUGGAAACGGUUUCAUUUGCAGUAUUUAGAAACAUGGUGGACAAUAAUAUAAAGAGCUGGACAAUAAAUAUUAUCUUGAUAGUCUUUUUUACAUAUAUAAGUUGUGAUAAUGUAAAUAAUGGAGAUAUUUUGGAAAGAUGCCCGCGGAUUUAUCCGCGAGUUUUCAAUGGAUUUGCGCCCAUCGGAAAUUAUAGUGCUGGGAAUUUUUCUGAAUAUAAGCCUUCAAAAGACAUAGAUCAAUGUGUAGCUUCUUGUUGUCUAGCCGAUAAGUGCCAUGUAGCUCUACAACACAAUACAACUUGUUAUCAUAUAUCAUGUGCAACAAAUCAACUUUGUUUGCCUUUAUACAGAGAAUCACAAGCAUCAAUUACAAAAAUGGUUUUGGUUAAUACUAUAUCUGAUGAUGAUUAUACAUGGAAAAAGAUAAUAGCAGAAUCAAAUUUAAAUGAUAACAUAGAACUGGUUGAUCACUACAGUGAUGAUGAGCUUGACAACACUGAUCAUCAAAAUAGAUACAGAAAUAAAUUUAAAUAUUCAUACAAUGAUGAAAUACUAAAUCCUUACAUUUCUAAACCUUCAGAUAGAUACUUUGAUAAUUUACAAUAUACUCGUUUUGAUGAACAAUAUCCUAGUGAUGAUAUGAUUAUGGAAGGUUCGAUGUUGUCUAAAGUAACUGUAAAACCUUGUGAAGUAGGAAUUGUAGUAGAUUGUCCUAGGAAUGAAGAUUGUUAUCCCAUUCAACCAAAAUCUAGAUCAGGUAUCUGUAAUUGCAUUAAUGGUUAUGUGAGGCGAGAUUCUGGAGUAUGCGAAAUUGAUAAUGAUAGAGUUUCUACAAGCAAUGAAAUAAAAACAAUUUCAACAAAUUUGCAGAUGACUAAUAGCAAUAAUAACUCAAUAGCUCCAAAUACACCUUCUACAACAUCAAAGCCAGAAUUAGCACAGAAGACCUUGAAAGUUUCUGUGAUGAACAAAGAAGUACGUCUUCCUGAAAAUGAAGUUACGCUCUCUGCUUAUACUAUUCCGAAUGUGAAUUCAGACAAAACAUAUGAAUUUACUUGGACUUUAGUUUCUCAACCUGAAAGAGGAAAUAUUGGUACUAUGACAGAACAGACUGGUGGGACAAUUAAACUUUCUCAAUUGACCGAAGGACUAUAUAGAUUUAAAGUGUCUGUAAAAGGAGAUGGUGCUUAUGGAGAAGCAUUUGCAAAUGUUACUGUUUUACCAAAGAACAGAAUAAAUAAAGCACCUAUAGUAAUAAUUACCCCAACUAGUCAAACUGUAAAACUUCCAAAUACUGGUGCAGUUUUGGAUGGAAGCACCAGCUUUGAUGAUGAUGGUAUUGUACGUUGGCAUUGGGAGCUCCAACAAGGUCCAUUAGGUUACCAACCCAAUUUACCCGAAACCCCAACUUUACAAUUAUCAGAUUUAACAUUACCAGGAAAUUACACUUUUAAAUUAACUGUAGAAGAUACGGAUCAUGUUCUAAAUUCUACAACUGGUAACAUUACUGUAAUUAAAGGAAUUGAUUACCCUCCAAGUGCAAUUGCUGGUGAAGAUGUUAUAAUAUAUUUACCACACAAUAAUUUAACUUUGAAUGGAAAUUUAAGUACAGAUGACAGGGAAAUUGUUACUUGGCAGUGGACUAAAGCCAGCUCUGAUCAGUCUAAAGCUGUUGACAUGCAGGAUACCAGAACACCUUAUUUGAAGUUAUCAAACUUAGAAGAAGGAAUGUAUACUUUUGUUCUCAAAGUAACUGACUCUAGUGAUCAAUCUAGUGAAGCUGAAGUACACGUUUUUGUGAAACCACCAAGUAAUAAACCGCCAGAGGCAAAUGCUGGAAAUGAUCAGUCAGUUAUCCUUCCACAAACAUGGAGUGUACUCAAUGGAACUUUAUCAAAAGAUGAUGAUAAAAUUGUACGUUAUGAAUGGUCCCAAGUUUCUGGCCCUUCUAACAGCAUUAUUUUAAAAAAUAAUGAAUCAUUGGCCAAUGCCACUAGUUUAACAAUUGGUACAUAUAUUAUGCAACUAACUGUGACUGACAAUAGUGGUAAUAAAGCGAGUGAUACAAUGACAGUAACAGUUUUACAAACUCAAAAUAGUAGACCUGUGGCAAAUGCUGGUGGAGACCAGAGUUUAACACUGCCCUUGAAUUAUCUAAUUUUAAAUGGUUCUAAUUCACAUGAUGAUUUGAAAAUUACUAAUUGGACUUGGAGUAGAGACGGUGCGUCUCUUGCUGCUGGAAGAAUUUUAGAAGGGAUGAACAGCUCCAUUCUUAAGUUAACUGACUUAGUGGCUGGGAGAUAUGUAUUCAAGCUAAAGGUCACAGAUGCGCAAGGUUUAUCAAGUGAAGAUGCAGUUAGUGUUAUAAUACAUCCCGAUCCUCUAAGCUUACAUUUAGUGCAACUGACCCUAAAUGCUGACGCUGGAAUGCUUACUGAAUCACAGGUGAAAGCAUUUGAACAAAAACUUCAACUAUUACUUGGAGUGGACACCAGUCUCCAUAUCCGAGAUCUUACACAAGAAUUGCAUACAGGACGAACUAUCUUGCUAUUUUAUGUUGAAAAAAAUGAUACGGUAACUCGCAAAUCAUCAAUAAUGCCUGGCCCUGCAGUUGUGGCUAUGCUGAAGAAUCGUUUUAGACAAGACACUGGUCUGUUAGAGAUAUCAGUGAUUCAGAUUCGUACCUUGAUAUGCCAAAAUUCUUGCUCCGGGCACGGAGUUUGUGAUCCAGACACCAGAACCUGCUUAUGUGAAGCAUUUUGGAUGGAAGAUUAUUUUGCUAAAUAUUUUAGAGGAAGCGAAAGCAAUUGCGAUUGGUCCAUACUGUAUGUUGUUCUUAGCAUAUUUAUAGUUACAGUUUGUGUGGUUGGAGGUCUAGCCUGUCUUUGCCAUAAACUAUGUUUGAGUAGACCAGGCGCUAACAAAAAAUAUAAACUGAUAGGUGAUAAGGAUGAAACGCCAAAUUUCUCAAGAAUGAUAUCGCAAUCGGAUAGUGACACCGAGUCAGAUGUUUUGUUCGAAAGUCGAACGAAAAACGGACGUUUGAGCAAUGGUGAUACUAGCAGAAAUGGAAAUCAAAAAAAUGGAUUCAUUAAAAUGGGCAGAAGAAUCAAAACUUGAAGUGCAGAGCAUUGAAAAAAGAGAUGUCAGCUGGUGCAGAGACUGUUUCCACUUUUGAAUCAGUUAAGUACAUAUUGAGAAGUUUUUCGUGCAUUCAGUUUGUGAGGAAGUCAAAUUGGAAAAUAUUAAUG